AUGGCUACUCAACGGCGGCCGCCUCAGAAGGUCUCGGUAGACGUACCCAUAUCCAACGGCGACAUCAGAAAAGCCGCCGACAGACUAGACUCCCCAAGCGGCUCGCCCUUCCUGCCCACCUCUCUCGAAGCAGCGCUCCUUGCGAUUUAUCCAGCAACACUCCUGCUGGGUUCCUUGUUCAGCACAAUACACCCCGCGAGUCGCAAUGCGACAUACUUGCCUAACGCGCAAUCGUAUGAUCCCCAGAACGCGCCUAGCUAUUUCGCAAAAAAGAGCAAUGUCUUCAAUGUCUGGUUUGUUAAGAUCGGUUGGUUCUGGAUCACGCUCGCAUUCACACUCUUGAUCUUUUCGCAUUCAUCGCUGGGGCCUCCACUUCGCCCACAGCUCACCAAGAGACGUAUACAAGCGAUACUACGGUACAUCUGCGUCACAGUCAUCUGGAUCUUCGUCACGCAGUGGUUUUUUGGACCAGCGAUCAUUGAUCGAAGCUUUCGGUGGACGGGUGGAAAAUGUAACCAGGUACUAUCGGACACCUUGGAUGAGAAGAUGGAAAGAGGAGACGUGAAGGAGGUCUUUUCGCAUGCCGCAUGUAAGGCUGUCGGCGGCCAGUGGGCAGGCGGUCAUGAUAUCAGUGGACACGUGUUCCUCCUCAUACUCGGAAGCGCAAUGCUAUGGCUUGAGCUUCUGCCAGCUGUUUUGCGGACAGAAGGGCUUCGAGAGAAGAGGCGAGUCAUGGGUCCGGAUGGCCUGACCAGAAGUGCUUCGUUCGAGGUGGAUGCACGUUCGGCGCACACCAACACAAGGGACGAGUUGGGAUUCGGCGUCAAGGCAGCCCUGGGUGUGGCAUUCUUGAGUUGGUGGAUGCUGCUCAUGACCGCAGCGUACUUUCACACUUGGUUUGAAAAAGUCACUGGUCUAUUAGUGGCGUUCUUGUCAAUCUACACAGUAUAUUUUCUGCCAAGGGGCAUGCCUGGACUGCGGCAGUGGCUCGGCAUGCCUGUGCAGUGAGCUGCGGGCUGAGAUCAACCGGGGGCAUUGAUGAGAACCUUGCGGGCUUCCCUCUCGAGUCAAUAACCUAGCAGUGUCAUCAGACUGUCGAUUUUUGUGCGGUUCUUUUCUUUUCGGAAAUGCCGAGCGGGAGGUCGUGAUCGUGUUCGAUGUCUCAAGUCAGGCUCCACACUGUCUUCACGGGCGAGAUGAAGCUUGAGCGAUUGCUGUGCAGAAUAUAUCGAUGUACAGUACAGCUGGCUGGCAUAACAACAACGGUGUCUUUUC
Molecule: messenger RNA, 1275 nt
Organism: Pseudocercospora fijiensis CIRAD86
Lineage: Eukaryota; Fungi; Ascomycota; Dothideomycetes; Mycosphaerellales; Mycosphaerellaceae
Exons: 1
Coding region: 1-1008 (335 amino acids)
Biological process (GO): lipid storage; phospholipid biosynthetic process; lipid droplet organization
Cellular component (GO): endoplasmic reticulum membrane
Source: RefSeq, a predicted model, not a curated record